AUGUUGUCUUUGAAAGGACCGAAAAAGCUUCAUAUGACGUCAUUGACACCAACUGGAAGAGCAUUAUCGAUCGCAGAUGCACAAUUGGCUGUGAAAGCUGGUAGCCUAUUUUUUCACGUUUACCAUAGUGCUAAGAGACUUACUUUGUCUGUCAAUUCUUUCCCUUCAUGUGUGGUUGUAAGUCGAAUAGCAAGUGCCUUUUCUUUUGAUGAUUGGAGUAUAAACGACAUGCCUAAUGAUUUCCAAUACUUUUCACCAAGUGCACACAGAGAAUUCCUCAAAUGCAUUGUAAAGUCAGAUAGAAAUUCACUUGCUUCAAAUAUGUCAAACUCGCUAGUCAUCUCUUUAAGAUGUGACACAUCGGUUGAUAGAACGCAGAUAGACAAGACAUAUAUAAUGGCUAAGACCAUACCUAGAGACGGAAAAGAAAACAAUAUCUUUUUCGGCGCGGGAGAGCCAAACGAAAGAGGAGCAGUUGGGGUUCACAAGGCUAUACUUUCGGCAUGUUCAGCAAUCCUUGGCGAAAAUACCGAAGGUGAAGAAGAAGCUUUGUUGACUCAAAGCAAGAAAAGUGUUUCAACGUGCUUCUUUUUUUGUUACUGA
Paramuricea clavata is the source of this 603-nucleotide messenger RNA. The record is from the annotation of a GenBank genome assembly. NCBI's taxonomy places the organism in Eukaryota, Metazoa, Cnidaria, Anthozoa, Malacalcyonacea, Plexauridae.